AUGGAUAGAAAAUCUGCUAGAAUAAAAGCAGAGUUGCAAAGAUAUGGUUGGAAAGUUUCAAAGAAGUUUAAAUAUAGGAAGGGAAGACCCAUAAAAGUCUAUGACAAACUGUCUGGUCUUCGCUACGAAAUGGACUUAGAAACAGCACGCGCAAAUUAUCCAAACAGACUAGAGAGGUUAGAAGAAGAACGUCUUAUGAACUUGCCUUUCAAUGUUAGUGAACCUCAAGUUGAAGGACACGACGGCUUUGCCAGAUUCUAUUGGAAACAUGACGAACAAUUGCAUCCUUUGAGAAGGAAAAAAGGAAAAGGUGAAGACGCACAUGCUCCCAUGGAAAGAACAAGAUAUGCAUAUGAAAAGUAUCGUGAAGUUAGAAGUCAAAUUACAUCUGGUCGAACCUUUACAGUAAACUUUGACGAAGGAAAGAACAAAGAAGGCUUCAUGGGUGUACUUGCUGCAAUUCAAGAUGGAAAUAAGAAAGGAUACAAUCUCAGACUAACCGUAACAGAUUUAGAUGGUCAUAUUUACUAUGCACAUGGCAAUGAACAAACAGCCGCAAAACUUCUUGACGCUUUCAAGACUACAAAGAGAGAACAAAUGGUUGACUCCGACUCAGACAUUUUGAAUGCAAUUGAAGGAAUUGUAAGUGUCAAGUUCGAAUGGUACCAACAUAACCCUCAAGCAGUCAGACAACAUGUUUGUUAG
Molecule: messenger RNA, 705 nt
Organism: Trichomonas vaginalis G3
Lineage: Eukaryota; Parabasalia; Trichomonadida; Trichomonadidae
Exons: 1
Coding region: 1-705 (234 amino acids)
Source: RefSeq, a predicted model, not a curated record